AGCAUGACAAAGGAGGAUGAUAAGUCCAUCCCUGUGCGAGUUGCCCUGCGGUGUCGACCUUUGGUUCCUAAAGAAAUCAACGAGGGUUGCCAGACCUGUCUUACGUUCGUGCCAGGGGAUCCACAGGUCAACAAUCGAUUCUACAAGACAUAACACAACACUUGGCCUUGCUUCGUCCCGCAAUGAGACAUUGUUUACAGAUUGCUUGUUGCGGAAGCUUCCAUAGCCUGGCGUCCUUAAUCAACCAAACCUAAACUAUUCGGUUUCACCAAAAUAUCUAGGAACAAUACUUACGAUUCGUCAGAUUGAAUGUGUCCUUCACUGUCAAAUAAGCGUUUAAAACACGUUUUUAUCCAGGGUCUUCCAUCUUCAGCCUGUGGGAGAUUUGACGUGGUAGCUUACUCUUGCGUGACUGCAUGGUCUUGAGUUGACUACAAUGGCAGCCCACAGGUGGAAAACCGGACACCCUGGAUAACACCAUGUUUUAAACGCUUAUUUGAAAACGAAGGACACAUUCAACCCUAAGAAUCGUAAGUAUUGUUCGUACAGAUUUGGAUAUGCUUCUGUUGACGGGAAACAUUAUUGUAGUGAAACCAACUAGUUUUAGGUUUGGUUGAUCAAGGACGCCAUGCUAUGAAAGCUUCUGCAACUAGCCAUCUGCAGCACUUGGCAUGAUCAUAUAUGGAUUCAAUUCCAUACAUAAGGACAAUUGUAGGCUCUUAUAAUUAUUCUCUCUUGCAGGUGAUUGUUGGCACUGAAAAGGCAUUCACAUACGAUUAUGUAUUUGAUCCUACAACUGAACAAGAGGAAGUCUUCAACAGUGCUGUUUCACCGUUGUUGUGUGGUCUUUUCAAAGGUACGGGGGAAAAAACGUUUACUUUCACACAGGAUUGCCUAUAGAACCAGUAAGGGUUCUAUGGGCAAAAUGGAAUGGGAUCAAUAAGCUGUAUGUAUAAUGUUUCUACUCUUCUUUUCAGGCUAUCAUGCUACUGUGCUUGCGUAUGGACAGACUGGUUCAGGGAAGACCUUUUCUAUGGGAGGAACCUAUACAUCGGCCCAAGAGAAUGAGCCCACCGUCGGAGUCAUCCCCAGGGUGGUCAGAAUGAUCUUCCAGGAAAGAGAGAAGCAUACAGAUUGUGAAUUUUCUCUGGCAGUGUCUUACCUGGAGGUGUGUGUGAACCUAUGUGCAUUAUUCAUCAUGACUGUCAUAACACAAUGCAUGUUUUUACUGUAAUGAUGGACAAAACAAUCAUUGUUACCGGUACAUUCCAGAUUAUUGACGAAAUUCUUUGUGUCUGGAAGUAUCCUGGGCAUGUUUUUCUGUAACGUUUUGUCUGAAUUUUAUGUGCCAUAGAUAUACAAUGAAGACAUCCUUGACUUGCUCUGUCCAUCGGUAUCCAAAGAUAAACCAUCAACCAUCAACAUUCGGGAGGACCCCAAGGAAGGCAUAAAGGUGUGUGAACUGUCUGUUACAGUUGAAAAUGUUGCUAAAUAUGUUUAUGAAACGAGUCAAAUGCACUUGUUUAAAAGGACUGUUUGGGGGAAUGUACGUUAUAACCCAUUCUCCCUCUGCCUCCCUAUCUUAGAUCGUGGGCCUGACUGAGAGGGAGGUGUUCUCUGCCCAUGAGAUGGUGGGCUGCUUGGAGCUGGGGAAUUCAGCCCGGACUGUGGGCUCCACUGCCAUGAAUGCUGCCUCGUCUCGCUCCCAUGCCAUCUUCACCAUCACCCUGGAGCAGCGCAGAGGGGCAGAUAAGUCAGUCUUCUCUCUAGCUUUCUCCCAUAGAGCUGUCUCACUUUCUUAUUUUCAUCCCAAGGAAACGUUGCAUUUCAUAAAUGAAUCCGACACGCAAAGCGCAGCAUCAUUUUUCAAAAUAUGCAAAUCUCUGUUGAUAUACAGUAGCAGUCAAAAGUUUGAACACACCUACUCAUUCAAAGGUUUUUCUUUAUUUUUUACUAUUUUCUACAUUGUAGAAUAAUAGUGAAGACAUCAAAACUAUGAAAUAUCACAUAUGGAGUCAUGUAGUAACCAAAAAAGUGUUAAGCAAAUCAAAAUAUAUUUUAUAUUUGAGAUUCUUCAAAAUAGCCACCAUUUGCCUUGAUGACAGCUUUGUACACUCUUGGCAUUCUCUCAGCCAGCUUCAUGAGGAAUGCUUUUCCAACAGUCUUGAAGGAGUUCCCACAUGCUGAGCACUCGUUGGCUGCUUUUCCUUCACUCUGCGGUCCAACUCAUCCCAAACCAUCUCAAUUGGGUUGAGGUCGGGUGAUUGUGGAGGCCAGGUCAUCUGAUGCAGCACUCCAUCACUCUCCUUCUUGGUCAAAUAGCCCUUACACAGCCUGGAGGUGUUUUUGGGUCAUUGUCCUGUUGAAAAACAAAUGAUAGUCCCACUAAGCGCUAACCAGAUGGAAUGGCGUAUCGCUGCAGAAUGCUGUGGUAGCCAUGCUGGUUAAGUGUGCCUUGAAUUCUAGAUAAAUCACAAGCAAAGCACCAUCACACCACCUCCAUGCUUCACGGUGGGAACCACACAUGCGGAGAUAAUCCGCUCACCUACUCUGCGUCUCACAAAGACACGGGUUGGAACCAAACAUCUCAAAUUUGGACUCCUCAGACCAAAGGACAGAUUUCCACCAGUCUAAUGUCCAUUGCUCAUGUUUCUUGGUCCAAGCAAGUCUCUUCUUCUUAUUGGUGUCCUUUAGGAGUGGUUUCUUUGCAGCAAUUUGACCAUAAAGGCCUGAUUCACGUAGUCACCUCUGAACAGUUGAUGUUGAGAUGUGUCUGUUACUUGAACUCUGUGAAGCAUUUAUUUGGGCUGCAAUUUCUGAGGCUGGUAACUCUAAUGAACUUAUCCUCAGCAGCAGAGGUAACUCUGGGUCUUCCUUUCCUGUGGCCAUCCUCAUGAGAGCCAGUGUCAUCACAGGGCUUGAUGGUUUUUGCGACAGCACUUGAAGAAACGUUCAAAGUUGUUGACGUUUUCCGGAUUGACUGACCUUCAUGUCUUAAAGUAAUGAUGGACUGUCGUUUCUCUUUGCUUAUUUGAGCUGUUCUUGCCAUAAAAUGGACUUGGUCUUUUAUCAAAUAGUGCUAUCUUCUGUAUACCCCCCUACCUUGUCACAACACAACUGAUUGGCUCAAACGCAUUAAGAAGGAAAGAAAAUCCACAAAUUAACUUUUAAGAAGGCACACCUGUUAAUUGAAAUGCAUUCCAGGUGACUACCUCAUGAAGCUGGUUGAGAGAAUGCCAAGAGUGUGCAAAGCUGUCAUUAAGGUAAAGGGUGGCUAUUUGAAAAUAUAUUUUGAUUUGUUUAACACUUUUUUGGUUACUACAUGAUUCAACUUUUGACUGGUACUGUAGUUCAUUCAACUAAUUUGAUUUAAGUAGGUCUGCAAGUUGAUUUGUCCUCAUUUCUUCCCUUCUGUUUCUAAAUGUGUGUUUGUAGAUCUGACAAUGUGGUGUCAAAACUACACCUGGUGGAUCUGGCCGGCUCUGAGAGGCAGAAGAAGACCAAAGCUGAGGGCGAUCGUCUGAAGGAAGGUGAGUCAACUACCAGAGGCUGACCCUUUGGAAAACGGUAGUAAGCUGUGUGCUUUAAAGCCCAUUUAUGCGGUCGGAGGCUUCAUAUGGAGGGUGUGACGCAAUUGUGGAGGCAUGCAGAGGUCAAAUCGAGCUCUGUACCUCAUCACCGCGGGCCUCUCAAAUGUUGUAAUCAUGCUGAUUGCUCCUUAUAGCUCCACAUUGACAUGAUUGGUUGACAGUAGGUGGGGGCAGUACAUUGUGUAUAAACACAAACUCACUUGCUUGACAACUUCCUUCACUAUCUCUGCUCCACUAAGCGCAAGAAGUAUGAAAGCCCUGACGUCUGCGGCGGCUGCAUCGCAGUAAAUGCUAUAUGGCCACUUCAGACGUCGGGUUGACGAUGCAGAGCCUUUUAGUAUUGUUCUAAUAAUUGACCAUAACAAUCUCCAUGUUUAAAUGACAGUUCCAGUUCUAAUUCAACGUGUGAUUCGUUCAGUAUCAGAAACGUAUUGAUUCUCUGCUGUCAUCCUGUCUGCUCCAGGCAUCAGCAUCAACCGAGGCCUGCUCUCCCUGGGGAAUGUGAUCAGUGCCCUUGGUGACGAGAGCAAGAAAGGCACCUUUGUCCCCUACAGGGACUCCAAACUAACCCGCCUGCUACAGGGUGAGAGCUCGAUGGGAUGGUUGGGUUCAGGGGGAUGUGGUAGUUGGGCAGUCCAAAUCCUGGGAUUGCCGCCCAUGUACAGUGGGGGAAAAAAGUAUUUAGUCAGCCACCAAUUGUGCAAGUUCUCCCACUUAAAAAGAUGAGAGGCCUGUAAUUUUCAUCAUUUUCAACUAUGACAGACAAAUUGAGAAAAAAAUAUCCAGAAAAUCACAUUGUAGGUUUUUUAAUGAAUUUAUUUGCAAAUUAUGGUGGAAAAUAAGUAUUAGGUCAAUAACAAAAGUUUCAGCAUUCUUUGUCCUCCAAACACGACGAGUUGAGUUUUUACCAAAAAGUUAUAUUUUGGUUUCAUCUGACCAUAUGACAUUCUCCCAAUCCUCUUCUGGAUCAUCCAAAUGCACUCUAGCAAACUUCAGACAGGCCUGGACAUGUACUGGCUUAAGCAGGGGGACACGUCUGGCACUGCAGGAUUUGAGUCCCUGGCGGCAUAGUGUGUUACUGAUGGUAGGCUUUGUUACUUUGGUCCCAGCUCUCUGCAGGUCAUUCACUAGGUCCCCCCGUGUGGUUCUGGGAUUUUUGCUCACCGUUCUUGUGAUCAUUUUGACCCCACGGGGUGAGAUCUUGCGUGGAGCCCCAGAUCGAGGGAGAUUAUCAGUGGUCUUGUAUGUCUUCCAUUUCCUAAUAAUUGCUCCCACAGUUGAUUUCUUCAAACCAGGCUGCUUACCUAUUGCAGAUUCAGUCUUCCCAGCCUGGUGCAGGUCUACAAUUUUGUUUCUGGUGUCCUUUGACAGCUCUUUGGUCUUGGCCAUAGUGGAGUUUGGAGUGUGACUGUUUGAGGUUGUGGACAGGUGUAUUUUAUACUGAUAACAAGUUCAAACAGGUGCCAUUAAUACAGGUAACGAGUGGAGGACAGAGGAGCCUCUUAAAGAAGUUGUUACAGGUCUGUGAGAGCCAGAAAUCUUGCUUGUUUGUAGGUGACCAAAUACUUAUUUUCCACCAUAAUUUGCAAAUAAAUUCAUUAAAAAUCCUACAAUGUGAUUUUCUGGAUAUUUUUUUCUCAAUUUGUCUGUCAUAGUUGACUUAUACCUAUGAUGAAAAUUACAGGCCUCUCUCAUCUUUUUAAGUGGGAGAACUUGCACAAUUGGUGGCUGACUAAAUACUUUUUUCCCCCACUGUAUGUUCUUUCUGGGUCUAGUGGUAUCAAUUCAGGGUUUGCUUUUAAGUACAAUUAACAUAAUAAAGAUGUGGUACAAGGCCUUGUGGUAGUCGGAUGACUGAGAACAGUCGAGAUGCAUACGUUGUAUACCCUAAAGCAGGGGUAGGCAACUAGAUUCAGCCACAGGAUGAUUUUUGUCUGAGCGGAUGGUCGGGGGGCCGGAACAUAAUUAUAAUAAUUUGUACAAUGCAAAUUGACCACAACUAAGCCCAAAAAGAGAUUGUGUUUUCAAAUUCAAUAAUUUCAUACCUUGAUUACAUUGAGACACAAUCACAUAUGUUUAUUUUUUUGUGUGGGAAUACUUGGGAACAGAUUGGCUAAAUUAAACGAUUUUACAGUAUUUUUUUGACCCAAAACAAGACUUUGGGGGGCCAAAGAAAAUCGCUGGCUGGACUCCUGUUGCUGACCCCUGCCCUAAGGCAUUCAACUCAACACCAGAAUGUUUCUUAGAUUUAGAGACUGAAUAGAUAUAUUAUACUAAGACUUCAAGUUUAAAAGUGGCCAUUAAAUAAUAAAUUCCUGCUUUCUCCAACAGAUUCUUUGGGAGGUAACAGCCACACCUUGAUGAUAGCGUGCGUCAGCCCUGCAGACUCUAACAUUGAGGAGACCCUCAACACAUUGCGUUACGCUGACAGAGCUCGCAAGAUAAAAAACAAACCUGUGGUCAACGUGGACCCUCGAGCUGCUGAAAUGAAACGCCUGAAGCAGCAGGUAGGUACAGUGACCACUGACCACCGUACUAAGUGACCCUACAAUUCCACCCUACAUUUACAUGGUUUAAGUGUCUAUUGUUUUGAUGGAAAUGUUUCCUCUUUUGGACACAGGUCCAGGAGCUACAGGUGAUGCUUCUGCAUGCACGUGGGGGUGUGGCACCAGUGCUUUCUGGGUAAUUACUAAAUCAUUUCCCCAACUAACAUAUGUCCUAAGUUCUCUAUCCAUCUAGUCAGCCAAAUAAUCUUUUAAACCUAUGAUGACUGGCAGAAUGAACAUCCAUGGUCCUGGCUAUCUGUGAUCCUUGGGACAUCUCUACCCCAUUGAAGGUGUAUUUUAAAAUGGUUAGGUUUAGGGUAAGGACGUCUCAAGGGUCCCAGAUAGCACUACUCGAACAUCCAUAUUGAGAGCUUAAAAAAUGUAAUUUCCUUUAUAAAUAAUGAAUAAAAAAAUACUACCAACAAGUAUCUCACUGACUCCUUCCAUCCCUUCUCUGAAAAAGGACUGAGCCAGCAGAGAACGUGUCAAAGAUCCUGGAGAGGACCCGUGCCCUGCAGGUUGAGAACAACAAGCUGAGCCGUGCGCUGAGUGAGGCAGCAGGCCAGACUGCCCUGAUGUUUGAGAGGAUCAUCAUGGUAAGGACCUGCACUGGUCUUGGACUGGGUCUGUCAUACCGCAGGCCAUACCAACAUCACACAACAAUGCUGACUGACAAUUUCAAAUAUUUGGAGAUAUUACCAAUGAUUGUCAUGUGCCAUACUUUUUUUGUCACUCCACCCACAGACUGAGCAAGCAAAUGAGAAGUUGCAAAGCAAACUGGAAGAGUUGAAACAGCAUGCAGCGUACGUCUGAACUUAUGCAUUAUGCUCAUUGCCUUCAUUGUCCUUAUAGGUCAUUUAGCACCAGAAUUAUUUGUGUUAAAAUAUAAGGCUUAUCGUUUAGGUGUAAAGUGGACCUGCAGAGGGUGAUGGAGACUCUGGAGGACCAGGAGCUGAAGGAGAAUGUGGAAGUGAUCCAGAAUCUGCAGCACGUCAUCUUGCAGCUCCAGGUACUGCCAGACGAGAGAGCUCUAAUAAGCCACAAGGCUGGAUCUACCACUGCAUGACUGACUGCAUUCAGUCCCUUCUAUGUGUUUAGCGAACAAUGUCUGCAUUCAAUUGUAGGUAAGCUGUUGCUGUGCAAUGCUAUUACUUUAUACACUAUGAAAGUGACGCAGAAUUUUCCAGGAAGUGGCGUUGUUGAUUUUUAUUUUAUUUUGUAGGCUUUUUGAAUGCUCUUCAAUAGGCAAAAACGUUGCGCAGUGGUCUUCAGUGCAAAAAUGUCCUAAAAGGCAUCUGGCAGAAGUAAAUUCAUCCGGAAACACAAAAAAUAAUUUUAUACAGUGCAUUCGGAAAGUAUUCAGACCCCUUGACUUUUUCCACGUUUUGUUACGUUACAGCCUUAUUUUAAAAUUGAUGAAAUAAUUUUUUCCCUCAUCAAUCUACACAAUACCCCAUAAUGACAAAGCGAAAACAGGUUUUUAGAAAUGUUAACAAAUGUAUAAAAAUAAAAAAAAUGAUACUUUAUUUACAUUAGUAUUCAGACCCUUUGCUAUGAGACUCGAAUUUGAGUUCAGGUGCAUCCUGUUUCCAUUGAUCAUUCUUGAGAUGUUUCUACAACUUGAUUGGAAUCCACCUGUGGUAAAUUCAAUUGAUUGGACAUGAUUUGGAAAGGCACACAACUGUGUAUAUAAGGUCCCACAGUUGACAGUGCAUGUCAGAGCAAAAACCAAGCCAUGAGGUCGAAGGAAUUGUCCGGAGAGCUCCGAGACAGGAUUGUGUCGAGGCACAGAUCUGGGGACGGGUACCAAAAAAUGCCUGCAGCAUUGAAGAUCCCCAAGAAUAAAUAAAUAAAUAAAUAAUAUGCCAUUUAGCAGACGCUUUUAUCCAAAGCGACUUACAGUCAUGCGUGCAUACAUUUUUGUGUAUGGGUGGUCCCGGUGAUCGAACCCACUACCUUGGCGUUACAAGCGCCGUGCUCUACCAGCUGAGCUACAGAGGACCACUACAAGAACACAGUGGCCUCCAUCAUUCUUAAAUGGAAGAAGUUUGGAACCACCAAGACUCUUCCUAGGGCUGGCUGCCCGGCCAAACUGAGCAAUCGGGGGAGAAGGGCCUUAGUCAAUGAGGUGACCAAGAACCCGAUAGUCACUCUGACAGAGCUCUAGAGUUCCUCUAUGGAGAUGGGAGAACCUUCCAGAAGGACAACCAUCUCUGCAGCACUCCACAAAUCAGGCCUUUAUGGUAGAGUGGCCAGACGGAAGCCACUCCUCAGGAAAAGGCACAUGACAGCCUGCUUGGUGUUUGCCAAAAGGCACCUCAAGACUCUCAGACCAUGAGAAACAAGAUUCUCUGGUCUAAUGAAACCAAGAUUGAACUCUUUGGCCUGAAUGCCAAGUGUCACAUCUGGAGGAAACCUGGCACCAUCCUUACGGUGAAGCAUGGUGGUGGCAGCAUCAUGCUGUGGGUAUGUUUUUCAGCGGCGGGGACUGGGAGACUAGUCAGGAUCGAGGGAAAGAUGAACGGAGCAAAGUACAGAGAGAUCCUUGAUGAAAACCUGCUUCAGAGCGCUCAGGAUGUCAGACUGGGGAGAAGGUUAACCUUCCAACAGGACAACGACCCUAAGCACACAGCCAAGACAACGUAGGAGUGGCUUCAGGACAAGUCUCUGAAUGCCCUUGAGUGGCCCAGCCAGAGCCCGGACUUGAACCUGAUCGAACAUCUCUGGAGAGACCUGAAAAUAGCUGUGCAGCGACGCUCCCCAUCCAACCUGACAGAGCUUGAGAGGAACUGCUGAGAAGAAUGGGAGAAACUCCCCAAAUACAGGUGUGCCAAGCUUGUAGCGUCAUACCCAAGAAGACUCGAGACUGUAAUCGCUGCCAAAGGUACUUCAACAAAGUACUGAGUAAAGGAUCUGAAUACUUAUGUUAAUGUGAUAUUUCUGUUUAUUUUUAAUAAAUUUGCAACAAUUUCUAAAAACCUGUUUUUGCCUUGUCAUGGGGUGUUAUGUGUAGAUUGAGGGGGGGGGACUAUUUAAGAAUAAGGCUGUAACGUAGCAAAAUGUGGAAAAAGUCAAGGGUUCUGAAUACUUUCCGAAUGCACUGUAUGUAUCUUAAAUUACCGCGUUUUCACGAAUGUCAUUAUUUAAUCGUCAUGCCCAUUCCAAAUAUUAGGGGACUGAUCCCGGAAGUAUGACGUAGGGUGACGCCACGUUCACAGCGUAUUGAUCAUGCUAAUCAUAAAGAUAACGGACACUUGAUUUAUUUUCAGUUUAAUUACACACAUUGCACGUGUAACACUAUCAUUUGAAUGGCUGGAUAUUUUAGUUCCCUACACCAUAUUUCAAUCCAAUAAUAAGAAGCUGCUUUGCAUCAUGUCUGGGAAAUAAUAUCUGCUCUUGUUCCUCCAGGAUGAGAGUGCUGGCCUUGCUGCCAGCAUAGAGGCAUUGGCUGCAGACUGUGGGGCUGACGGAGAUGACAGCCCUCAUGGGUCAGGCAGCGGCAACGAGACCCCAACUGAUGGAUCCCCUUCUGUAAGUCUCUGGUCAUCUAGAACUUCUCAUCUAAUGCAGAAGGCUGUCUGUGCUGCAGAUGGACUCUUCUGCAAGGCUGUUGUUUCCUGAAGACAUCCUGACAUGCAUCUCAUUUUGGGAUUAUUGCAUUUUCAUUGAUUCUUUAGAAUUGUUGUACAUGUUUGUGGGUUUUGUACAACAGGUAUGUUGUCUGAAACGGGUGUGUUUUGUUGUCAUACAAAUAUACAUCCUCUUCCCCACCCUACACAGGCUGAUGCUGACAAAGACUCUACAGAGGGCUUCACUACCCAGCAUGCCUUGCGCCAGGCCCAAAUGUCCAAGGAGCUGAUUGAGCUCAACAACGUUCUGGCUCUAAAGGAGGAGUUUGUCCGGAGGAUGUGCCAGAACGACAGCCACCUGGAGCCUAUGCAGACUGAACACCAGGUAGGGCUGGAGAUGACAGAUGGGAGAGAAAAUAUGGGUUAGCUGUAAUGGAGGUUGAGAGGGCUGAAACAGGGGAGGCAGCACCAGCACAGCACUUUGAUUCUUAUCCACUAGGAAGGUUUUUGACAGGCUGCUUCCAACUGAACUGGUGGAGCAACAUUUGAAUCUUAACUCUUCAUUGAUGGUUCCCAUCCAGAAUAACAUCAAGAGUCUGCAGACAUCAGUGGGCUCUCUGCAGAAGGAGAAGGAGGACCUCAUCCUGGCUCUCCACUCUGCCAAGAAGGACGUCAAUCAGGCUAAGUAAGGCACCUGGCCUCAUUGGUGGGGUUCAAACAAGGAUAUUACAGCAUCUUUAUGUUCAGGCUGUGUAUUGAAUUGAUAUGAUAUCUGUUGCAAGAGUCUCCUUCAUAAGAGCCAUGAGCUUGGUGUGUAAUCAUUUACAUUUUAGUCAUUUAGCAGACGCUCUUAUCCAGAGCGACUUACAGUUAGUGAGUGCAUACAUUUUCAUACUGUAUGUUUAGUAUAAACAUUCCUCUGCAUUUAGAAUGGAAUCAUCAGUAAUUUCCCUGUCUCUAUUCCCUCUCUCUCCAUCUGUCCACCAGGCUGAGUGAACAGCGUAGGAAGCGUCUGCAGGAGCUGGAGGGUCAGAUCACAGACAUGAAGAAGAAGCUCCAUGACCAGUCCAAGCUCCUCAAGCUCAAAGAGUCCUCUGUCCGCAACGUGGCCAAGCUCAACCAUGAGAUCCAGGUAUGACCGGGUGCUUGCCUCAGGUGUGUCACGACACUGCGUAUAUACUGUGUCCUGUGAAUAUGCCAGUGACUGACCUAAUCAGCAGGAUUUCAGGACAAUGAGAGGUUUUCAGUUGAUGGUCAUCUGAAUCUAAAAACUUGAAUUCGGUCUAAUGAUGGUAAUCUAAGACGUGGUUGUUGAUGGCUUCCCUGUUUGUCUGCUCUCUUUCCCUGUAGGCUAUGAAGAGUCAGCGUGUACAGCUGAUGAGGCAGAUGAAGGAGGACUCUGAGAAGUUCAGAGUGUGGAAGAACAAGAAGGACAAGGAGGUUCUUCAGCUCAAGGAGAAGGUGUGUGUGUCCAUAAUCCAUACAUAAGACACACUGUUUACCACGUUCAUUUCCAUGUGGUUAAGAUUGAUUUGUUUUUUUCACCUCGCUCUCAGGACCGUAAACGUCAGUUUCAGAUGGUGAAGCUUGAGAGUGACUUCCAGAAGCAGGCUAAUGUCCUGCGUCGUAAAACUGAGGAGGUGAGGCCUAUGUCUAGUACACCAUGCUUCUGUUUUCAUCUGCAGACCUAAUCGACCAGGAAAAAGUGUUUUGUGUCAAUUCUUUAAUGGUUGUUAGCUGGAAGUACGGAGAGAUAUUUCUAACUCUGCGGGUGUUCUCCUUCAGGCUGCAGCAGCCAAUAAGCGUCUGAAGGAUGCCCUGCAGAAGAGGAGUGAGGUGGCAGAGAAACGAAAGGACGUCCAAUACAGAGGGAUGGAGGGAGCAGCCGGGAGAGUGAAGGUCUGGUCACCUUUGUUUGAUUCUGUAUGUGUUGGUGUACUGUGAGUUAUUUGAUCAGUUUUGAGUGUGAGAAGUCCUGGUUUGCAAGCAAGGAAAUGAUUACCAUAAUGUGUUAUAUGAAUCUGCAUGCUGUGGUCUGAGUGAUUGUGUGUGGUUUCAAUGAGUGCUGUCGCUGUGUAUUAUGUACAGUUGUAGUCGGAAGUUUACAUACACCUUAGCCAAAUACAUUUAAACUCAGUUUUUCACAAUUCCUGACAUUUAAUCUUAGUAAAAAUUCCCUGUCUUAGGUCAGUUAGGAUCACCACUUUAUUUUAAGAAUGUGAAAUGUCAGAAUAAUAGUAGAGAAUUAUUUAUUUCAGCUUUUAUUUCUUUCAUCACAUUCCCAGUGGGUCAGAAGUUUACAUACACUCAAUUAUAUUUGGUAGCAUUGCCUUUAAAUUGUUUAACUUGGGUCAAACGUUUCGGGUAGCCAUCCACAAGCUUCCCACAAUAAGUUGGGUGAAUUUUGGCCCAUUCCUCCUGACAGAGUUGUUGUAAUUGAGUCAGGUUUGUAGGCCUCCUUGCUCGCACACGUUUUUUCAGUUCUGCCCACAAAUGUUCUAUAGGAUUGAGGUCAGGGCUUUGUGAUGGCCACUCCAAUACCUUGACUUUGUUGUCCUUAAGCCAUUUUGCCACAACUUUGGAAGUAUGCUUGGGGUCAUUGUCCAUUUGGAAGACCCAUUUGCGACCAAGCUUUAACUUCCUGACUGAUGUCUUGAGAUGUUGCUUCAAUAUAUCCACAUCAUUUUCCUUCCUCAUGAUGCCAUCUAUUUUGUGAAGUGCACCAGUCCCUCCUGCAGCAAAGCACCCCCACAGCAUGAUGCUGCCCACCCCUCUGCUUCACGGUUGGGAUGGUGUUCUUCGGCUUGCAAGGUACCCCAUUUUUCCUCCAAACAUAACGAUGGUCAUUAUGGCCAAACAGUUCUAUUUUUGUUUCAUCAGACCAGAGGACAUUUCUCCAAAAAGUACGAUCUUUGUCCACAUGUGAAGUUGCAAACCGUAGUCUGGCUUUUUUAUGGUGGUUUUGGAGCAGUGGCUUCUUCCUUGCUGAGCGGCCUUUCAGGUUAUGUCGAUAUAGGACUCGUUUUACUGUGGAUAUAGAUACUUUUGUACCCGUUUCCUCCAGCAUCUUCACAAGGUCCUUUGCUGCUGUUCUGGGAUUGAUUUGCACUUUUCGCACCGAAGUACGUUCAUCUCUAGGAGACAGAACAAGUCUCCUUCCUGAGCGGUAUGACUGCUGCGUGGUCCCAUGGUGUUUAUACUUGCAUACUAUUGUUUGUACAGAUGAACGUGGUACCUUCAGGCGUUUGGAAAUUGCUCCCAAGGAUGGUCUUUUCAGUUUAAUUACAGGUCUUGGCUGAUUUAUUUUGAUUUUCCCAUGAUGUCAAGCAAAGAUGCACUAAGUUUGAAGGUAGGCCUUGAAAUACAUCCACAGGUACAGUGAGGAAAAAAAGUAUUUUAUCCCCUGCUGAUUUUGUACGUUUGCCCACUGACAAAGAAAUGAUCAGUCUAGGUUUAUUUGAACAGUGAGAGACAGAAUAACAACAACAAAAUCCAGAAAAACGCUUGUCAAAAAUGUUAUAAAUUGAUUUGCAUUUUAAUGAGGGAAAUAAGUAUUUGACCCCCUUUCAAUCAGAAAGAUUUCUGGCUCCCAGGUGUCUUUUAUACAAGUAACGAGCUGAGAUUAGGAGCACACUUUUAAAGGGAGUGCUCCUAAUCUCAGCUUGUUACCUGUAUAAAAGACACCUGUCCAUAGAAGCAAUCAAUCAAUCAGAUUCCAAACUCUCCACCAUGGCCAAGACCAAAGAGCUCUCCAAGGAUGUCAGGGACAAGAUUGUAGACCUACACAAGGCUGGAAUGGGCUACAAGAGCUCUUGUUGAGAAGGUGACAAAAGUUGGUGCGAUUAUUCGCAAAUGGAAGAAACACAAAAGAACUGUCAAUCUCCGUCGGCCUGGGGCUCCAUGCAAGAUCUCACCUCGUGGAGUUGCAAUGAUCAUGAGAACGGUGAGGAAUCAGCCCAGAACUACACGGGAGGAUCUUGUCAAUGAUCUCAAGGCAGCUGGGACCAUAGUCACCAAGAAAACAAUUGGUAACACACUACGUCGUGAAGGACUGAAAUCCUGCAGCGCCCGCAAGGUCCCCCUGCUCAAGAAAGCACAUACAUGACCAUCUGAAGUUUGCCAAUGAACAUCUGAAUGAUUCAGAGGAGAACUGGGUGAAAGUGUUGUGGUCAGAUGAGACCAAAAUGGAGCUCUUUGGCAUCAACUCAACUCGCCGUGUUUGGAGGAGGAGGAAUGCUGCCUAUGACCCCAAGAACACCAUCCCCACCGUCAAACAUGGAGGUGGAAACAUUAUGCUUUGGGGGUGUUUUUCUGCUAAGGGGACAGGACAACUUGCAUCAAAGGGACGAUGGACGGGGCCAUGUACCAUCAAAUCUUGGGUGAGAACCGCCUUCCCUCAGCCAGGGCAUUGAAAAUGGGUCGUGGAUGGGUAUUCCAGCAUGCCUUGGCCGUGUGUUUUUGGUCAUUGUCAACAAAGGAGUGGCUCAAGAAGAAGCACAUUAAGGUCCUGGAGUGGCCUAGCCAGUCUCCAGACCUUAAUCCCAUAGAAAAUCUGUGGAGGGAGCUGAAGGUUCGAGUUGUCAAACGUCAGCCUCGAAACCUUAAUGACUUGGAGAAGAUCUGCAAAGAGUGGGACAAAAUCCCUCCUGAGAUGUGUGCAAACCUGGUGGCCAACUACAAGAAACGUCUGACCUCUGUGAUUGCCAACAAGGGUUUUGCCACCAAGUACUAAGUCAUGUUUUGCAGAGGGGUCAAAUACUUAUUUCCCUCAUUAAAAUGCAAAUGAAUUUAUAACAUUUUUGACAUGCGUUUUUCUGGAUUUUGUUGUUGUUAUUCUGUCUCUCACUGUUCAAAUAAACCUACCAUUUAAAAUUAUAGACUGAUCAUUUCUUUGUCAGUGGGCAAAUGUACAAAAUCAGCAGGGGAUCAAAUACUUUUUUCCCCUCACUGUACACCUCCAAAUGACUCAAAUGAUGUCAAUUAGCCUAUCAGAAGCUUCUAAAUCCAUGACAUCAUUUUCUGGAAUUUUCCAAGCUGUUUAUAGGCACAGUCAAUUUAGUGUAUGUAAACUUCUGACCCACUGGAAUUGUGAUACAGUGAAAUAAUCUGUCUGUAAACAAUUGUUGGAAAAAUUACUUGUCAUACACAAAGUAGAUGUUCUAACCGACUUGCCAAAACUAUAGUUUGUUAACAAGAAAUUUGUGGAGUGGUUGAAAAACAAGUUUUAAUGACUCCAACCUAAGUGUAUGUAAACUUCCGACAUCAACUGUAUGUAUCAAUGACCGAGUGAGUAAUGUGUGCUGUGACCUGAAUCUGAACUGUGUGUGUCUGAGAGCAGACCUGGCUCCUGAACGAGGUGGAGGUGCUGGUGAGUACAGGGGAGGCACGGCGCCACCUGCAGGACCUGCUGGAGGACAGGAAGAUCCUGGCAGAGGAGAUCUCCCAGCUCAAACAGCAGAUGGAGGCAGGGGAGCGGCCCGCUGCCAAAGUCAGGGUGAGUGACGUUGCGCUCUUAAAGAGAUCAAUGAGAAUCUUGAGCUUUUAGUAAAUGAGGAUACAGUGGAAAUUUCCACCGCUAGGCUACAUGACGAAAUGAUGACUCUUUGUUUCUCUACAGAAGUUAACUGUUGUUACUGUGUGUUCUCUCUCCCUGUACUCCCACAGCGUCGGACCCUCAUCAUCUCCGAGCUGGAGAGUCGGGGAGAGCUGGAAGCGUCUCUCAGUAAACAGGUGGACAACCUGGAGACGGAGAUAAACCUCAGGUGAGUCUGACUAGUACAGACCUUACCCAUUACCUCCACAGCUGAGGGAUGCCUUCAAACCUAACACUCACAUUGACUUCCCCUUACUGCUAAUGCAUUUGGGUGUUUUUCAUGACUCCACUGAUAAAAAAGGGUAUCCAGAUCAUUUGUCUUUUAGUUGCAUUGCUAUGCAUUUUUCCAGACCCUUUUCUCCUUUGCUUGCCUGGAGAAAUGUUGUCAUAGUAAGGCAUUGCUCCAAAGCGCCUUCCCAUCUGUUCAUUGUUAGUUCCUGUUGAUAGGGUAUUGUGAAUGCUGCCAGAUGCAAGUCCUUAAGAACUCGUUUUUUUUAAUGAGGACAUCAGAAUAAUGAUAUGUGAUUGAUUGGCAUAAAAUGUGAUCAAGUAUUUACAUUUGGUCAGGUGAAUCGCAUCCAUGUGCAUUUAUAGACACACAUUCACAUGUGAUGUUCCAUUGAUUUCAUCUUAGGAGUGCCCAGAUAGCUGACCUACAGCAGAAGGUUCUGGAUGCAGACAAUGAGGGGCGGUUGAAGCAGCGCUGGGACAACAUCAAUAAUAUAGUGGAGGCCAAGUGUGCCCUCAAGGUCCUCAUGUCAGAGGUGAGACAUACGCUUAUUCGCAUAUCGUUGAACUGAAUGCUUUUUAGUCUCACAAAUCAAAUUCUAAAUGUUUUGAAAAGCAUGUUAUUCUCUGCCUAUUAGCCUACCUUGUAAGCUAAUGUUUACUGACAAAAUACAUGACAACCAAAAAUGUCACCACCUCCACAGUUGGUGUCUGCCAAAACGGCCAGUUCUAAGCUGGAGAGUGAGCUGAAGCAGGAGAAGGGCAAUGUGCUGGACCUGCAGAAGACUCUGUGUGAUGAGAGGAAGCUGAUGUCCACCAUGGACAUGGAGCACCAGCACCACCUGGUGGAGUUGGAGCAGAGACACCAGGAGAAGGUCCUCUACCUCCUGGGCCAGCUGCAGAGCAAGGAGAGCAAGUCAAUGGAGAAUAAGCAGGAGGAGGAGACUUCAAAACGGGAGAGGGAGCUUCUGCAGCGCCUCAAGUUCCAGGUCUGUCACACUGUCCUCUCAGCUACUGUGCACACUGAUAUGUUGGAGGAAUGUUCAUCAUAGUCAUACAGUCAGUCAGGUAAAAUGCACUUGUUUCUACUAUUAAUCCUCAUUGUCCAUGUAGGUUGACUUCACUAAAAGUUCAGCUCAGUGUUGAGGUUGAAACCAAAACUGCCAGAGACUGAUCAGGGUGAAUAAAGGUUCUAACCCCCUCCAAAAAAAAAUCUGUCUCUGCAGGAGGAUGAAAUUGAAAAGAUGCAGAAAUUGAAUGAGCAAAACCAGAGGCUGUUGGACGACAAUGAACAAUACCAACAGGUAAAUACACAGAUGGGCAUGUACAAGGACAAUAGAACAUUCUAAGCUAUAUACAAGAACAAAGGUCUACAGUUAACAUUAUUAUAAUAAUAAUAAUAAUUCAUUUAAUUUGUAAAUCGCUUUUCUCACACCCAUUGCGCUAAACAUUUAAGGUCUACUAUUUGUUGAAACUGUCCAUAUCAAGCAACUUUUGCUCUGUUCUCAGAAACUAACACUGCUCCAGUUGGCCAGUGGGAAAAAGAUCAACAACGUCCUGCCAGCAUCCACUCAGUCCCCAGACGACUCCUUUGAGUACAUUCCGCCAAAGGUAAGCCACUGACAUCCUUCCUUACCACUGUCUGUUUCAUAUCCAACUGUUAGAGUGAAAAUGACCCCUAUAUGAGUCUAGGGGAAGGUGACCCUGACCUAGGCCAGUGCUGGGAGGCUGCACCAUCUCACUGGUGGUGUUUUUUACCUCCUGCAGCCUAAAGGCCGGCGUUUCACUACAGCCAAGGCUCCCCUGGAGAUGGCCAUCGACAUGGAGGAGCUGGAGUCUGUCUCGGAGGAGGAGGAGGAGGAGGAGUGGUGCCAAGAGAAGAAUGAGAAAGGCUGUAACAGAAAGAACUCCAACGUCAAGAAACCCAAGGCAACAGGGGUGAGAACAUAGACAUGGUGUAUAUUUAAAUGAUUUUGUGAGAAAGGCAACACUGUCAGUUUAGAGAUGGUCAGAUCACUAUUAUCAUGCAUUUGCAGUGUUGUUAAAAGUUUGCACAUCUGUAUAUUUGUUAAGUGUGCCUGUAAGGGUCGCUGUGGCAACAAGCUGUGCCGGUGCCGUAAGGGAAAGAUGACCUGUGGGGAGAACUGCCAGUGUGACCAUGAGAAGUGUCGUAACAUGGGCUACCAGACGUCCAGUAUAGUAAGUUGAAAAAGCCCCUUUGUUGUAUACUACAUAGUCUCCCUACACUCAAUAGAAUGUUUCAUUGAUUGUGCACUUAUUUUUCAUAAUCAUUUUCCUCUCUUCCUAAAAGCAGGACUCUAGCGAAGUCACAGACGAUGUGUCCAAAGAUUCCGUUUUUAUUCCUCAAGACCCCACAGCCAUUAGCUCUGGGGACGCCACCUUCUUUAAACCACCCUGUGUCACUCCCACCAAGGUAGGCUUCUCUAUACCAUCAACAAUGGUCUCAAUGGUUGUAAUCGAGAAGGGUGGUGACAUCAUACCCGUAACAGACUCAUCACACUCUCUUCCAAAAGAGCACUGUUUAAGUGUCAAGAUGCCUUGGGUAGUGUUAUGGUUGAGUUGGUAAUUAAUCUGGUGUGGUGAUAUUAUUUUACACUGAGCUGCACUUUAAGUGGGUAUUGGGUAUUUCAGAUCAUGUCCUUAUUUAGAGUGCUGAAAAAUCUUCCUUGCUGUAUUCUUAUAGCUUGUGAGGAAGUCUGUCUCUGCUGAGGAGGAUGAUGAUGAUGAAGAGGAGGAUGAAGAGAGGAACACGGCCAGCUUCUUGAAGAAGAAGAAACGAGCCCUUACUAGCUUCCAGAACAGCUUUUUCUCUGGAUGUACGCCCAUCAGGGAAGAGUCUUAA
Messenger RNA from Coregonus sp. 'balchen', 18389 nucleotides. Lineage: Eukaryota; Metazoa; Chordata; Actinopteri; Salmoniformes; Salmonidae. The record is from the annotation of a GenBank genome assembly.